AUGUCCCAGCACCUGCUUCUCCCACUUGUGAUCCUUGCCAUGAGCCCCAUCCCAGGAGCCUUCCAGGACUCAGCUCUCAGUCCUACCCAAGAAGAACCUGAAGAUCUGGACUGCGGUCGCCCUGAGCCCUCUGCCCGAAUCAUGGGGGGCUCAGACGCGCAGCCGGGCAGCUGGCCGUGGCAGGUGAGCCUGCAUCAGGGCGGGGGCCACAUCUGCGGGGGCUCCCUCAUCGCCCCCUCCUGGGUCCUCUCGGCCGCUCACUGUUUCGUGACGAACGGGACCUUGGAGCCCGCGGCCGAGUGGUCGGUAGUGCUGGGCGUGCACUCCCACGACGGGCCCCUGGAAGGCGCGCACGUCCGCGCGGUGGCCGCCAUCCUGGUGCCGGACAACUACAGCGGCGUGGAAUGGGGUGCCGACGUGGCCCUGCUGCGCCUGGCCUCUCCCGCCAGGCUGAGCCCCACCGUGCGGCCCGUCUGCCUGCCCCGCGCCUCGCACCGCUUCGCUCACGGCACCGCCUGCUGGGCCACGGGUUGGGGGGACGUCCAGGAGGACGACCCCCUGCCUCUCCCCUGGGUGCUACAAGAAGUGGAGCUAAGGUUGGUGGGAGAAGCUGCCUGUCAGUGUCUCUACAGCCGGCCUGGUCCCUUCAAUCUCACUUUCCAGCUAUUGCCAGGGAUGCUGUGUGCUGGCUACCCAGAGGGCCGCAGGGACACCUGCCAGGGAGACUCUGGGGGGCCCCUGGUCUGCAAGGAAGGUGGCCGUUGGUUCCAGGCGGGAAUCACCAGCUUUGGCUUUGGCUGUGGACGGAGGAACCGCCCCGGAGUCUUCACUGCUGUGGCUCCCUAUGAGGCAUGGAUAAGGCAACAGGUGUUGGGCUCAGAGCCUGGCCCUGCCUUUCCCACCCAGUCCCCGGAGCUCCAGUCAGGUCUCCCCGAGCCCACAGAUGAGAACUGCACCAUCGCCCUGCCCGAGUGCGGGAAGGCCCCGAGGCCAGGGGCCUGGCCCUGGGAAGCCCAGGUGAUGGUCCCAGGAUCCAGACCCUGCUAUGGGGCACUGGUGUCUGAAAGCUGGGUCUUGGCACCUGCCAGCUGCUUUCCGGGCCGCAUCAGCUCAGACCUCCCACCCCGCGACCUGGACGACUGGCGCGUGAUGCUGCCCUCGCGCCCGCGCGCGGAGCGGGUGGCACGCCUCGUGCCGCACGAGAACGCCUCGUGGGACGAUGCCUCGAACCUGGCGCUGCUGCAGCUGCGCUUGCCCGUGAACCUGAGCACGGCCCCGCGGCCAGUGUGCCUACCCCACCCAGAACACUAUUUCCUGCCUGGGAGCCGCUGCCGCCUGGCUCGCUGGGGCCACACGGAACCAGCGACCGGAGCCGGUUCGCUGCUUGAGGCGGAGCUGUUGGGCGUCUGGUGGUGUCAUUGCCUGUACGGCCGCCAGGAGGAGUCAGUGCCGCCGCCGGGAGAGCCGCCGCUAGCUCUCUGCCCCGCCUACCUGGAGGAGGAGGUGGCGGGCCGCUGCUGGAACUACUCCCAUUGGAGCCUUCUAUGCCGGGAAGAGGGGACCUGGUUUCUGGCUGGAAUCAGAGACUUACCCAGUGACUGCCUGCGUCCCAGAGCCUUCUACCCGCUGCAGACCCACGGCCCAUGGAUCAGCCAUGUGACUCGGGGAGCCUACCUGGAGGACCAGCUGGCCUGGGACUGGGGCCCUGAGGGGGAGGAGACUGAGACAGAAACUUGUCCGCCUCACACAGAGCAUGGCGCCUGUGGACUGCGGCCAGAGCCGGCUGGGAUGGGGGCCCUGUGGCCCUGGCUGGCAGAGGUGCAUGUAGCUGGAGAGCGAGUCUGCACUGGGAUCCUCGUGGCCCCAGGCUGGGUCCUGGCAGCCACUCACUGUAUCCUCAGGCUGGGCUCUACAACAGUGCCUUAUAUUGAAGUGUACCUGGGCCGGGCUGGGGCCAGCCCCCUCCCACGGAGCCACCAGGUAUCCCGGCUGGUCAUCAGCAUCCGCCUGCCCCGGCACCUGGGACUUCGGCCCCCGCUGGCCCUCCUGGAGCUGAGCUCCCGGGUGGAGCCCUCCCCAUCAGCCUUGCCCAUCUGCCUUCACCCAGGGGGUACUCCCCUGGGGGCCAGCUGUUGGGUGCUGGGCUGGAAGGACCCCCAGGACCGAGUCCCUGUGGCUGCUGCUGUCUCCAUCUUGACACCACGACUCUGUCACUGCCUCUAUCAGGGCAUUCUGCCCCCUGGAACUCUCUGUGUCCUGUAUGCAGAGGGGCAGGAGGAUAGGUGUGAGGUGACCUCAGCACCUCCGCUCCUGUGCCAGACUGAGGAAGGCUCCUGGGUCCUCGUGGGCAUGGCUAUUCGAGGCAGCAGGGAGCUAUUUGCCUCCAUCGGACCCGAAGAGACCUGGAUCUCCCAGACAGUAGGGGAGGCGCAUUUCCUGCCCCCCAGUGGCUUCCCCCACUGGCUCCCAGAAGGCGGCGACCUCUGUCCCCCUGACAUGGCCAGGGCCUCAGGUUCCCCUCGAGCUGCUCUUUUCCUGCUGCUACUGUCCCUCCUGAUCCAGGGCUGAGAGGGCCUGGGUCCCAGGGCCACCUCCCCUUCACCUCCCCCACCCCCUCCAGCCCUCUACUUCCCACCUGGUGGGGCUGGAAUGUGGCCCAACCGGCUCUGUUCCCUUACCCAGAACCUCCAGAGCGCCCCACCCACCUAGACUGCAGCGGCUUCAGACAAUUGGGCCUCAGUGCCCAGCUAUUUUGGGCCCUGGCAUGCUUGAGGGCAGGGGGAGCCAGCAGACCACAAAGGUGUAAACAGAGACACAGGUGGCCUUGUGGCACUGCUGGGGGCAGGCUGAGGGACCGGGGGAAGCCCCUGGGAGAGGGCCUCUCCCUCCUGGGCCUCUUUGAGUCAGGCCUUGGGCUCCCUCCCAGAAAAUGUAUCCCUGAUAAUGUGGCAUCUGUCCCUCAUUCCUGCCCCAGGGUGGGGGAGGUCGAGUGGCCAGCUGGGUGUGUGUCACCUCCCCAGUGGAAUCAGCAUCCCCAGCACACACCUGCUGGACACCUCAGCCCUAGCUCUCUUGGACCCUGCCGCCCAUCCCCCCAGAGCAAGAAGGACUGAGGGUGAGGGUCAGAGGAAGGGU
This is a messenger RNA of Kogia breviceps (pygmy sperm whale), 3135 nucleotides long. RefSeq names its product serine protease 36 (gene PRSS36). Gene Ontology annotation, biological process: proteolysis. The record is from RefSeq and is a predicted model, not a curated record. Gene Ontology annotation, molecular function: serine-type endopeptidase activity. Lineage: Eukaryota; Metazoa; Chordata; Mammalia; Artiodactyla; Physeteridae.